Messenger RNA from Alexandromys fortis (reed vole), 2278 nucleotides. It is a transcript of the gene Ccdc91, whose product is annotated as coiled-coil domain containing 91. The transcript is spliced from 12 exons. The coding region runs from base 158 to 1396 and encodes 412 amino acids. NCBI's taxonomy places the organism in Eukaryota, Metazoa, Chordata, Mammalia, Rodentia, Cricetidae. Gene Ontology annotation, biological process: Golgi to lysosome transport. The record is from RefSeq and is a predicted model, not a curated record. Gene Ontology annotation, cellular component: trans-Golgi network.
UGUCUUACAGGCUGCAGAGACCUUUGAUGGCGAACACAGUGGAAACCAAGCGAUGUCCCCUGCUGUCCCCUGGGCCACCUUUCCUGCAGGGGAACACGCAAUCUCCAUUGUGAGCCACCUUCAGAGUUUGUGAUAGGACCCGAGGACAGAGCUACCGAUGCCAAUGUGGAAUAAAGUGUCCGGAGUGCGUCUCUCACCAGCUUCUCCGGAGCUCAUUCUGGACCAUGACCACUCGUCUCCGUCCUCUGGCCGCCUCCCUUCCGAUGCUCUCAUCUCCUCACCAGAUGACACGCGUGCAGACAGCGGCCUCGUGAGUCAGACCAUCCCCAAGGCUCAGAUCCAGCAGUCAGCACACACACAUCUGAAUAUCCCACUUUUCCCGCUUGGCUUGACGGAUGAGACGAGCCAUGGAGCGAUUUCACUGGAGGACGACCCUGAGGGUCCUGGAGCCGACGUGUCCAGCUCACAGCUCCAGCAAAAAAUAUCAAGUCUGGAGACCAAACUCAAAGCGUCUGAAGAAGAAAAGCAGAGAAUUAAAAAGGAUGUGGACUCACUGAUGGAGAAGCACAGCGUCCUGGAGAAGGACUUCCUGAAGGAGAAGGAGCAGGAUGCCCUGUCCUUUCAAGCCAGAUACCGCGAGCUUCAGGAAAAGCAUAAGCAAGAACUGGAAGACAUGAGGAAGGCUGGGCACGAGGCACUGAGCAUUAUUGUGGAUGAAUAUAAGGCACUUCUACAGUCUUCAGUUAAGCAGCAGCUAGAUGCCAUCGAGAAACAGUACGUGUCUGCAAUCGAGAAACAGGCCCACAGGUGUGAGGAGCUGCUCCACGCUCAGCAUCAGAGGCUCCUGGAAGUUCUGGACACUGAGAAGGAGCUGUUAAGGGAAAAAAUCCAGGAAGCGUUGGCCCAGCAGUCGCAGGAGCAGAAGGAAACGCUGGGAAAGUGCCUGCAGGAGGAAAUGCAGAGAAACAAAGAGACGCUGGAGUCAGCUGUGAAGCUUGAGAAAGAAGUGAUGAAAGAUGUCAUCACCAAAGCAGUGGAAGAGGAAAGGAAAAAUCUGGAAAAAGUUCAUGCUGAAGAGCGGGAAAUGUGGAAAACAGAACAUGCAAGAGAUCAAGAAAAGGUAGCAGAGGCCAUCCAGGCCGCCGUGCAAGAGCAGCGGACGCUGAGUCAGGAGGCUGUCAAAGCAGCCAUAAUAGAGGAACAGAAGAGAGGCGAAAAGGCCAUGGCGGAGGCGGUGAAGAGAACGAGAGAGGAGCUGGUGGAGUACCUGAGAGAGCAGAGGAGGCUCGAUCAGGUCACCCGCCAGCGCAGUCUGUCCAGCCUGGAGCUCUUCCUGUCUUGCGCCCAGAAGCAGCUGAAUGCUCUCAUAGCUACAGAGCCUGCUGACGUGGAGUAAAGACGCUGGCCACCGUCCCUGCCAUCACACCUGCCUCCUCUGACGCUGUUCCUCGCCUGCACCCAGAAGCAGUGGCGUGCUCUAGCUGCCAUGGAGCCUGUUGGCAUUGAAUAAAAGGAACGCGACAGGCUACCUUCCCUGGCCUUGUGUCCAUCACUGGACUGCUAAUAGAUGCUGUCACUUAGAAAGAGGCUCUUGUUUUCUGUUUAAGCAGUUGAUUUCCAGGUCAAGGGCGAGCCAGAGCAGUAUCUAGAACCAUCUAUUCUUAUUCUCUGUUAUUUUAUUACAAGUAGCAGUGGAAGAAUAUGUAUGACCUAAAGUCAUGGGAAAGUGGCGUGCUAUGCAGAGUUCAUGGAGGGAACAGUACAGCUUCAGGUGGCCUGGUGACAGUUUUGGUGAUCUGUGUAACCGCACGUCUACUUGUUUCUCAGCAGCAGAGUGGGUGGAAACACUGACAUGGUCGUCGUUGUAACAAACCUGACCACUUCUCUAGAGGUCAAUCUGUGGGUUUUCAUUGAUUUAUCAUAUCAAAAAUAAACAACACUAGCUGGCCAGGCUUGGAGUAGCUGCCCCAGUUAAAUGGGGGUACCGUGGCACAGGCUCGCUUCCUGCCCUUCCUCAGGGGCUCUGAGAAUCAUGUGUCAUAAUCUAUUCUCUAGAAAGAACAUAACUUGGACUUCUAGACAUGUAUGGGAAUUUAAUCAAAAUCAGACAUAAGGGGUCAUCAGGGUGUUCUUAAUCCAUGAGCGGUGCUCUCCAGUAUCAAUCGUGAGCAGUUUGUGCCCUGGGACUGGCAGCAGGGACCUGUGCAGAUGUCGCGCUCAGCGGCUCUGGGCUUCUCUGGGAUUCCUCAGUGUAAUAAAAGAAGCUCCCAAAACUCUC